Molecule: messenger RNA, 1059 nt
Organism: Blepharisma stoltei
Lineage: Eukaryota; Ciliophora; Heterotrichea; Heterotrichida; Blepharismidae
Source: the annotation of a GenBank genome assembly
AUGGUUUGUGAGGUGAUUCUGCAUACUUUAAAUAUCGACCCCAUCUAUGUCAAUGGAUUGCAAGACUUCAGGCACUACAGGCUUAGAAUAAAGGUGGAUUACAACAUUCCUCUGGAGUUAGCGGUUUCCCAGAUUGAGAAGAAAUGGUGGACUUGGGAAGUUAAGGUGGACACUGAAGCAGGAUUGCCAAAUGGGGAUUUAAUAGCAUUUGUGUGACUGAAGGAUGAAGAAGAAAUGAUGGAGUUAAGCAACUAUGUGGAUAUCCUAGGAUAUAGGUGUAGCAUGACCCAUGCUUUCAUGUUUAAAUGCAACCUGUGCGGAAAUCAAGGACACCGCGAAGAAGAUUGUAAUGAGGCAAAAGAAGCUAUCAGAAGCCUCGAAGCGAUUGAGAGAGAAAAGUCGAAGCUUGCGCAGGAGAGAUUCAGGACAACGCAGCUCUAUUAUUGCAGGGUAGAAACUGGGAUGGAAAAUAUCAUAACAAAUAUGCAGGUUGAAGAGAGUAGUCUUAAAAUCAAGAUGAGAAAAGGAGUUUACGGAGAAUUGGAAUGCUUUGAGGAGCCUAUGUUGGGAAGAAAUGUACAAGUGGCUCUUAAGAGCCUGAUGAUAAAGUUAAGCAAGUACAGUUUUGCACUAUGUGUUAAUGAGGAUGAAUGCUACAUGGGGUUCAUCCAAAGAAGGCGGAUACUGGUGUUGAACAUUUCAGAGGGUGAUGCUAGAGUAUGAAAGAUGGAGGCAGAAGAACCGAGAAAGAUUGAAUCUCUGAAAAGAAAGCUUGAUUGAACGGAAAGCACAAUGAAAAAGCUUAAGACGAGCAAUAAGUACAUACAGCUGACAGUUGAGGAUUGCACCAAAAAAAGGAAUGAAGAGUCAGUAGGCCCUAAGAGUUGCAUCAAGAUAGUGCACUUGAAUAUAUGUGGAUUUGAAAGGCAAACUCGAUGAAAUAGAGCAGAUGCUGAGGGAAAAGGACAUUGACAUUCUGGGAAUCUGUGAAACUCAUCUGAGUGGAGAAGAAUUUAUCUCUGUAGCUGGCUAUCAGUGAAUUGGAAACGGGAUAAGUAA